Messenger RNA from Loa loa (African eye worm), 204 nucleotides. RefSeq lists its product as hypothetical. Bases 1 to 204 code for a protein of 67 amino acids. NCBI's taxonomy places the organism in Eukaryota, Metazoa, Nematoda, Chromadorea, Rhabditida, Onchocercidae. The record is from RefSeq and is a predicted model, not a curated record. The transcript is spliced from 2 exons.
AUGGGAAGAUGGGUGGGAGGUGAUAAUUUAAAGAUAGGUGGAGUUGAAGCAGCAGCAGCAGCAACAACAACAGCAGCAGCAGAAGCAGAAGCAGCAACAACAACAGCAGCAGCAGAAGCAGAAGCAGCAGCAGCAGCAGCAGCAGCAGCAGCAGCCUUAUCUUCCUUCCAAAAUCUUCCCUACACCUACCGCAGAAACCCUUAA